GCUUUCUGAACCGUGUUGCCGAGCAACGACGCCACACUAGUUGGUGAAGAAAUUUCGAAAAAAACAAAGAACAAAACAAAAACCAGGACAGCUGAAUUUUCUUGCUCUGAAAAAUCUGUAUGAGGGUAUCAUAUGAGUGAGCCAGAAUGAAUGAAGUGAGGGAGAUGAUGUUGCUUGUUGAGAAGAAGCAUCAGCUCUUUAAGCAGCAGCAGUUCACCUUCAUAGCGGCGCUCGAGCGCUCCCGAGAGCACGCGCGCCACCGGACACAGGCGGUGUCUACCGUCACACAGGUGCAAUGCUACAUGACAGACCACUGCAGCAAUGCCACAGACAUGCGGAUCUUCUCACUCUUCCUGGACAUCAUGGACAGUCUCAAGGAGAUGUUUCAAAUGAUCGAAUCUUUAGCGUCGGCCCAGAACCACUCAAGUGAAGUUCUGGACACUUGCAGGAAUGUUCUCAGCCCUGACUGUAACUUCAGCCAGUUCCAGGCACAUUACCCGCAUGAUGAAGUGAAUCGUCUGAGUUGUAAUGAAGCUCGAAACUACUACGGUGGAGUCGUCAGCGUGAUUCCUCUGACUCUGGACCUUCUCAGAAUGGCCAUCUCGGAACUGGCGAAAGCUAGCACCAAAAAGGUUUCACGGAGGGAUAUUACGGCGCCUGAGAAGCGAACAGCAGCUGAUAACGUGGAGAAGUCUGUGAACGCAACUGAAAAAACACACGCGUCCAUGCGAUCCUCCAAACCUGCGUGUAAAGGUGCAAAUGGAUGCAAACCUGCAUGGAGGCCACCAGGUCGCAGAAGAAUGUGAAAAAACACCAGCAUUUUGUUGUUUUUUUUUUUCCCCAAGGAAAUCCACUGAAAUAUACAUUAAUAAUUUAGUAAUUUUCUUAAUUAAUUUUAGUGGAAUAUGCUAAUAAAUGAAACAAUGAAAGCAAAACAUGCAAAACAUAUAUUUUAUUAUUCCUGAUCAUAGCUUAACAAGUAGA
This is a messenger RNA of Pangasianodon hypophthalmus (striped catfish), 984 nucleotides long. It is a transcript of the gene spaca9, whose product is annotated as sperm acrosome associated 9. Gene Ontology annotation, cellular component: sperm flagellum; acrosomal vesicle; ciliary base. The record is from RefSeq and is a predicted model, not a curated record. Lineage: Eukaryota; Metazoa; Chordata; Actinopteri; Siluriformes; Pangasiidae. The transcript has 4 exons. The coding region runs from base 147 to 806 and encodes 219 amino acids.